Molecule: messenger RNA, 4423 nt
Organism: Danaus plexippus (monarch butterfly)
Lineage: Eukaryota; Metazoa; Arthropoda; Insecta; Lepidoptera; Nymphalidae
Gene: Snf4agamma
Exons: 16
Coding region: 388-3222 (944 amino acids)
Source: RefSeq, a predicted model, not a curated record
CAGAAACUUCGUAACUGUCAAGUGGAGUGUAUCGUUUCGAAUUAUUUCGCUAAAAUUGGAUAUGGAGAUUAAAUUUUGAAUAAUAUUAACGAAAUAUAAGAAAGUUAUAAGUGUUGGAUUUGUGAGCAAAAAUGUUACGAGGAAGACAGUCUUCACGUCGUUGACGAGUUUUGUUUGGGAUAUUAAUGUCUAUACGAUUCAUGAAAUGUUUCUGGGGAGAUAUUUUUGGUACGAUUACAUUGAUAUGUCAUAUGUGCGGUGAUGUGAAUUACUGUUGUUGUUAUGAGAUCACCUAAUUCGUUUUGUAUAGGAAAACCUAACAUGUGACUUUAUGUGAUGUUUUGUACUUAAAAAUUAGUUUAAAGUAAUAAAACUUCGGUUUGCUCAAUGGAUUCCAAGAGGAAGAAGAGAACAUCUAAAAAUGAUAAGAAGAACAAAAUUGAAAACAAUAACGCCAACAUGAAUACAAAAGAUGAAUGUGAGAAUGCUAACAUGGAGCCGAAUGGUAGCGAUUCGGGGAGUUCCACUGACAGUGAGGAUUUGGUCAACGCUAUGAAUUAUAACACAAUAACAUCACUGGCUGCCUUGAAAGACAUAUUACAGGGUGACAACAAUGACACACCAGAAACUGAUAGUUUCUUUCAACACUAUUUUAUGAAUCACUGUAAUAAUCUGUCAAGUCAUAAUGCGAACUCGCCGACACCGUUCCCUUAUUCUGAAAGACGGAGAUUAUCACAAUGUAGAGAGGAAGACGAAGAUGACGAAAAGAAAGAUUUUCACAACCACUAUCCUAAUGGGUCACCCGGCACAAAGUCAGAAAAGACUUCGCAAACUUGUAACUCCGCCUCAUCCAAAGAGCACGAAAUGAGCACUGACAGCUAUUUACAAAGAGAAACAUCUGAGGAACAAUCACUUUCUGACAAUAAAGAUGAUGUUUCAGAGAUCGAUCCUUCGAAGCGUACGGUCAUGGGAGCAAAGCACAAAUUUUUAGUUACUAAGGCUGAGCAGGUGCCACAAAAUAUUUUUGAGCGUGCCCUGCGUACAAAAGUUAACAACUCUCACACCGUACAUUUCGGCACAAAGGGUGCGGAGGAACAGAGACCAAGCGUACGCGCAAUAUUUACGGGGCAGAAUCUCCAUCGUGAUAAAAAAUAUUUCGACAGUAGCUUAAUUGAAAUUAGAUCAACAGUUGAUGAUACAUUAACCAGCUCCGAAGACAUUUGGGUAAAAAGAAGUGACGACAAAAAAGUUAAUAAAGACGAACCAACGGAAGCGCUACCUGCUAUUAAAAAAGAUGUUAAAGAUAGUUCCAGUAACUAUCAUAAGAUUGAGCGUGAAAGAUCAGGGACUUGGGGCUCACAAUCACAACCAGCGCCAAAAGUUAAAGAGGUAACAAAAAAGGUCGCCAAGGAAAAAGAAGUUCGACGAUAUAGCGAUGAGAGAAGACAGAAACGAGAGCAACGUCUUGAUGCUGCGAUUACAAGGAGCACGCAGUCUGUCGGGGAACGCAAGCGUCGAAGUUCAGCUGACGAUGGUCAAGCUCACCCCAUGUACCAACAGACCAUACAUGGAACCUCCGGGGUGAGUCGCAGGCCGGCCUUGUUCGAUAUGUUCAAGUCGAAGCCUCGCGGUGACGCCAAAAAACCAUCGUCCAUCAUACAACAAGUUAAAGCAGCUGUUCAGAGCAUGACUAAGUCAGGGCCGGCCAAAGAACCGGUAAAAGUGGAAGCCGCAAGCCCUAGUCCACCCGUCAAGACCAGAGACGGUUCCGCUCAUCCACAUCCUGGAAGUGACACGAGGUACUAUCACACUGUUACGGCAUCAACAUCGCGUCGGCCGAGCGCUAUGGCCAAGGUCAUGGAUAUAUUCCGCGGACGCGCCUCCAUACCAGGACAGAUAGUACCACCAGAUGGCGCUGAACGAAGACGAGCUAGAGCUUUGGCGCAACAACAGCAUCAUGGAGCAGGAGCUUACCUUCGCCGUGCGGCGUCUCAGGAGGCUGAGAAGCGUCGCUCGUCCCUGGGCAAUGUUCCUAGCGGUCGGCAUCGGAUGUCAGAUGCCUUCCUUGAUCCUCACCAUGCGGCCAUGCUGUUCAGAGAUUCCAGAGGGUUACCCGUCGCUGACCCGUUUUUGGAAAAAGUCAGUUUAUCUGAUUUGGAGGAAGAUGAAUCACAGAUAUUCGUGAAGUUUUUUAAGUUUCACAAAUGCUAUGAUCUGAUUCCGACCUCCGCAAAGCUGGUGGUGUUUGAUACCCAGCUUCUUGUCAAGAAAGCGUUCUUCGCACUCGUCUAUAACGGUGUACGAGCAGCUCCGCUAUGGGACUCUCAGCGACAGAGGUUCGUUGGUAUGCUGACCAUCACAGACUUCAUCAAAAUCCUUCAGAUGUACUACACGAGUCCCAAUGUUACAAUGGACGAAUUAGAGGAGCAUCGCCUCGAGACUUGGAGACAGGUCCUGAAGGGUUCUGUGAUGCCUCUCGUCUCAAUAGGUCCGGACUCGUCGCUCUAUGACGCCAUCAAAAUGUUAAUAACUAACCGAAUUCAUCGUCUGCCGGUCAUUGACCCCGACACCGGCAACGUGCUCUAUAUACUCACCCACAAAAGAAUACUCCGUUUUCUUUUCUUAUAUAUCAACGAGUUGCCAAAGCCAUCUUACCUGCAAUGUAAGCUACGUGACCUUCGCAUAGGAACCCUUAAUGACAUCGAAACAGCUACAGAGGACACAUCAAUAAUACAAGCGCUGAGGAAGUUUGUCAACAGACGAGUGUCGGCAUUACCGCUUAUAGAUUCCGAAGGCCGCCUCAAGGAUAUAUACGCGAAAUUCGAUGUCAUUAAUCUGGCCGCUGAGAAAACAUACAACAACCUAGACGUGUCUCUAAAAAAGGCUAACGAGCAUCGCAACGAAUGGUUCGAGGGUGUUCAGAAAUGCAAUCUGGACGAGACGUUGUACGAAGUCAUGGAGAGAAUUGUGCGGGCUGAGGUGCAUCGUCUCGUGGUUGUUAACGAGGAUGAUAAAGUGACGGGCAUAAUAUCACUGUCCGAUUUGUUGAUGUAUUUAGUGUUACGUCCGACCGGUGACUGUGAAGGCGCCAGUCUCAGGAACGAGCACGGACCCAUUGAAGAGAAAGACGAGACUACCAACACGGAAGACAAACCGACUGACGAAGAUAAGAAGCUCAUCACUACUGACACAGAAACCACCCAACAGGAGUGCCAACAUUAAAAAAAAAACAAUCAAACGGAGUGCCAACGUUGAAAUAAUGUGUUUUGUUUUAACUCAGGGCUGACUACGAUCUAUGUGGAGUAUAAAUUGUUUUUGUUGAUUUCUCCAUCAAUUAACUUAUAUUGAUGUCGCAGAUGAUCUUUCCGUGUUUCAUAAACGCUACAGCGUUCUAUUUUAUAUUCCACUUUAUUGUACUAUAUUAUUUAAUUUUUUUUGUAUGUCCGUAAAUCAUGAUGUUAUUUUUUUUUAAUUUCAAUUUGUGGUUGAUAUCAGAAUGUCAGUAGCGAUAGUUAAUAAUAUAGUGUUUUUUUAUAGAAAUCCAAAGUGAAGCUCCUUCGAUAUACAAAUUUUUGUCUAAGAAUAUUUUAUAGAUUGUUUUUUUCUUAUUUUAUGAUGACUUGUAUAUUUGGAAUAUUUUCUUUUUCUACUAAUAUUACCAACAAUUUUGACUUUAGUAUAGGUUUAUUUUUAAUACACAUAUUAUAUAUUUUAGAUAACGAGGGUGAAAUUCCAAGUUAUAAUCUUAUUAACUUACUUGAAAUGACGUUGUAUUUUUUAACAUAUCUUAUAUAUUAAAACUAUAAAGUAGACUCAUAUCGUAUACAAUACGUUGUAAAUGUUCUUCUUAACGAAACGCAUAUAAAUAACUUUGAAACAUUUAGUUAGGUUCUAGAGUAUGUAAUAUGAAUUACUUAGAACUUUAUCGUAACUGAUAAUCCUAGGGAUGUUAUAACGUUUGACGGUCUCCUUCUCAAACUUUAGUUUUAUCGGUGUAUCGAAUAUCUGAAAUAUAUAUUUUUGAUAUCUUACGAAAUAUUCAAAAUCAUGUUUAAUCUAAAUCUAACAAAAAACAUAUGAAUCGAUGUAGACGUUUGUAUUCUAAGUGAAAUUAACUGAGAGUAUCAAAAUGUUUUAUAAUACAAAACGUGUGCUUCGUUUCUAUGUGCAUAUCUUUAAAUGUAUUUCUUUAACAUAUCCGUGUAACUAAAGUGAGGGUACGGUCAGAGCUUCAGAGCGCUGCAAGUAUUAUGAAAAUGUGUUAUUAAUUUAUGUGUAGUUUAGGUUUAGCGAUAACUUCCAAUUAAUGUUGUACUAUUGUUGCGUUUUUCCAUCUAUGGUCGAAUUUUCGCCGCCGUAUGUUUAAUGGAAAUAUAAAACGCACAUCAUAUGAAGACUAUCAAAUAAAACUCGGUACCGUGUC